Thrips palmi is the source of this 564-nucleotide messenger RNA. Its product is annotated as cysteine-rich motor neuron 1 protein. Gene Ontology annotation, molecular function: insulin-like growth factor binding. NCBI's taxonomy places the organism in Eukaryota, Metazoa, Arthropoda, Insecta, Thysanoptera, Thripidae. The record is from RefSeq and is a predicted model, not a curated record. Gene Ontology annotation, cellular component: extracellular region. The coding region runs from base 1 to 558 and encodes 185 amino acids. The transcript has 2 exons. Gene Ontology annotation, biological process: regulation of signal transduction; regulation of cell growth.
AUGUCGCCGCCGCCGGCCUCGACGCUGGGCCGGCUGCACUGCGUGUGCUCGCCCGGCGAGUGCGAGCCGCUGGACGAGGAGCAGUGCCCCGGCGGCGCGGUCUGGGACGCGUGCCGCUGCUGCCGCCUGUGCGCGCGCGUCGAGGACGAGCCCUGCGGCGGCCCCCACGGCUUCCACGGCGCCUGCGCCGAGGGCCUGCAGUGCGUCGUCAAGGGCAGGCCCAUCCGGGAGGCCCGCGAGGAGGGCGUCUGCACCAAGGUUGGCGGCUCGUGCAGAGACUCUGACGCCAUCCUGGUGUCGGGCUGCAACAUCGUGGGCCCCGCCUGCGACUGCGGCCGCGCGCCCCUCUGCCCCGGCGACGGCGCCGUCUCGGACGAGGACGGCGCCGACCUGGACAACUCCCUGACCGUGACCAGGCCCUUCGCCUUCGACACCAAGGAGGAGUGCGACCUCAACCUGGGCGUCAUGCUGGACGCCGAGCGGCAAGCGUACGAGGGUGAGUCUUCGGUCUUGUCUUUGUUUGCCAGAGAGACCCGCCAUGUAGACUUAGCAGGAUGACACGUG